GUAGAAUAUUCAGAUAUUUUCUAUUCUAUAAUUAACUUGGGAGGUUACGCUAACAAACGUGUUUAAGGAUGCUCAUUAAUCAAAGCAUUUCUAUUUUUUUACAUUCCCAAUGCGCAUGAACGGAAGUUUAUGAAAAAUUCACAAAAUAAUAAUUUUCAGAAAUGUCUAUCUAAAAUGCUUUAUAUAUCAAUAAUCGGGACAAUAUGCCGGAUAAAUGACACUUAAAGGUUGAAUAUGUGUGCCGCAGCAUCUGUUGAUAUAUCCAGGAGAAAUCCAACGGAUGAUUUUGAGCUACUACAACGAGUUGGAAGUGGGACCUAUGGGGACGUUUACAAGGCAAGGAACAUUGCGACAAGUGAGCUGUCUGCAAUCAAAGUCAUCAAGCUUGAACCAGGAGAUGACUUUGCUGUUAUACAACAGGAGAUACUUAUGAUGAAGGACUGCAAGCAUCUUAAUAUUGUAGCCUAUUUUGGCAGCUAUCUACGGAGGGAUAAGUUAUGGAUUGCAAUGGAAUAUUGUGGUGGAGGUUCCCUUCAGGAUAUAUACCACAUGACGGGACCUCUAAAUGAGCCACAGAUUGCAUUUAUCUGCCGGGAAACGUUAAAGGGUCUAGAAUACCUCCAUAGUAAAGGAAAGAUGCAUAGAGACAUCAAAGGUGCCAAUAUCCUGCUAGAUGAGGCUGGCAGUGUUAAACUAGCUGAUUUUGGAGUAUCUGCCCAAAUUACUGCCACAAUGUGCAAGAGAAAGUCAUUCAUAGGCACCCCAUAUUGGAUGGCCCCAGAAGUUGCUGCAGUAGAGCGAAAAGGCGGCUACAAUCAGCAAUGUGACAUUUGGGCAGUUGGGAUAACCGCAAUAGAGUUCGCUGAGCUUCAGCCUCCAAUGUUUGACCUACAUCCAAUGAGGGCACUAUUCCUCAUGUCAAAAAGUGGUUUUAAACCACCAACUCUUAAAGACAAAAAUAAAUGGUCUCCAACAUUUCAAAAUUUUGUCAAAGUCGCCCUGACAAAGAAUCCAAAGAAACGUCCCACAGCAGAGCAGAUGCUUCGCCAUCAUUUUUUCCAAGGAGACCUCAGUACUAGACAGACCAAAGACCUUCUAGAUAAACUGAAUAGUCCAGCACAGCAUGUAGCUGCAGACUUCACUGAAACAGAUGAUGAACCAGAACCGGUGGCAGCUGAUAUCCCACGAAGGAUCUCAUCAAAACGUUCAGCACAAUACCAGGAGAGAACACGCUCAGAAAUAAAUAUGGAGAAUGUAAAGUUUGAGCCUCCCCUUGUUACAGAAACCAAGUCAGAACAGGGUUCAGGUGGCUAUGAACUGGCGCAAUCCUGGGGGCUUGAAGAUGGCGAACACAUACAUACUGAUGAGGCACAAGGAGCUUGGGAAGGUGAUAAGACUUUAGAACAAGGCGUUGAAAGUCCAAGGGGUCAUCGACAGAGUUUGAUUUUAGAAGAUGAGGAUUUAGAUCCGGACUACGUUUCACAAGAGACGCUACCUAUUGGAGCGCCACCUUUACCACCUAAACCUGCUAGUUCAACUCCUAGUCCCACAUCAGAUGACGGUGAAUCACCAAAUGUUGACAAUUUAGCAGACUACAUGGGGACCCUUGUGGCAGGGUCAAACCCACCCACAGAGGAAUCGCUACCCCCAGCACUGCCCCCUAAGCAGAAAUACAAGGGAGAGAAUGGUGAGGUUCCAAAUGGGGGCGUGAGCACUGGUGUGGAACCCCCACAGGUGCCCCCCAGACCUAAGAAAAGGGGGGAGAAGGAGAAGAAGGCGUCGCCACAGACAACCCUUCUCAAUGGUCUUCCUCCCACUCCAAAAGUACAUAUGGGUGCCUGUUUCUCUAAAGUCUUCAAUGGUUGCCCCCUACAUAUAAAUGUAACUGCAAGUUGGAAUCAUCCAACCACAAAAGAGCAAUAUAUAAUCCUGGGUGCAGCUGAGGGAAUCUAUUCUUUGAACCUGAGUGAGAUUCAUGAAGGAACCAUGGAAUUGGUUCACCCUAGAAAAUGUAUCUGGAUGUAUGUCAUCAAAGAUGUGCUUAUGUCUAUAUCUGGAAAGACUCAGCACCUUUACAGACAUGACCUUAUACAAAUCCAUAGCAAACAAACCAACAGAUUUUCUUUACCAGUCAGUUAUGUAGGCAAGAUACCAGAGAAGCUUAUGCCAAGGCGGCUAAAUCCUUCAGUGAAGGUAAACGACACAAAAGGUUGUGUGCGCUGCUGUGUGGGACGGAACCCUUAUAAUGGCUACAAAUAUUUAUGUGGAGCCCUGCACAAUAGUGUGGUGCUCAUGCAGUGGUACGAACCCCUUAACAAAUUCAUGCUGCUUAAGCAAUUCGAGUGCCCCCUGCCUGCCAAUAUUCUAACAUUUGAAAUGUUGAUCACACCAGAGCUAGAGUACCCAAUGGUCUGUGUAGGAGUCAGUCGGGGCCAUGAUCGCCACCAUUUGAAGUUUGAUAUUAUCAACAUGAAUUCUUCCAGUAGUUGGUUCACUGACCAGACCGGUUCAGGCGUGGCCUACUUAGAUGUGGUUAACGUCACACAGUUAGAGAAAGACAGCAUUCUAGUAUGUUAUGACAAUUUUGUGAAAGUGGUCAACAUGAAUGGCAGGUUGAAAUCUAGUCGCAGACAGGCAGCUGAACUGCACUUUGACUUUAAGGUUGAAUCGUUAGUUUGCCUCCAAGAUAGUGUAUUGGCCUUCCAUAAACAUGGAAUGCAGGGACGCAGUUUUAAAGCCAAUGAAGUUACCCAAGAGAUAAGUGAUAGGUCUAGAAUAUUCCGACUAUUAGGCUUUGAUAGGUCAAUCGUUCUUGAAAGUCGACCCACGGAUGAACCAGACGCGAACUCCAAUUUGUAUGUAUUAGCAGGCCACGAGGCCACCUAUUAGCCAACUUGAAUAUUAAUUAUUGCUCAGUUUUAUACCAUUAAGUGUCAUUUGAAAUGUUGGAUAUGGGCCAGUCAAGUGAAAUACUGGUUACGCUCCAAUUGUAUGAGAUGUUGGAUUGCAGUCUGAUUAUGGGAAAUACUCCGAUCUCGUGGAUUUUGCUGAAUUCCGUUAAAUAUUGGAUAUUCUUGGUUUUCCUUAAAUUAUGGAUACAUUCGGGUAAGGAGAAAUUGUGGAUAUGUAAUGAUGGAAAUAUCUACACCGACAAAUUGAUGUUAAAACAUUUCAAACAUUGUGACCCAAAAUCAAAGGAUUUAUAUACUUGGUGUCAUCAAUACUGAUGACCUUUUAAGAACAUCCAUUGAACAUAUACGAAGAUUUUGUGAAAUUAAGGAAAGCUCUUUCAAUUUUGAUCUUGUGCUUCUUAUGAAGAAGAAAACCUUGGAUUAAAUCAACCGGGAACCGAUGGAUUUGGUUACUUUGACUGAUAACAAACAACAUCUCUUAAAACCUGCAGAAAGGAUCUAUAAUAGGAUAUAGGAUCAAAGUGCUGAAUAUGACAUGUGCCUAGAAGAAUGUUACUUAUGUGAAGAAUGUUUCCAGUUAGAAGAGUGUUUCAAAUGGAUACAGUGUUUCCAAUGGGAAAAGUGUUUCCAAUGGGAAAAGUGU
Messenger RNA from Owenia fusiformis, 3555 nucleotides. The record is from the annotation of a GenBank genome assembly. NCBI's taxonomy places the organism in Eukaryota, Metazoa, Annelida, Polychaeta, Sabellida, Oweniidae.